Messenger RNA from Saccoglossus kowalevskii, 1096 nucleotides. Its product is annotated as putative ATP-dependent RNA helicase DHX34. Lineage: Eukaryota; Metazoa; Hemichordata; Enteropneusta; Harrimaniidae. Gene Ontology annotation, molecular function: RNA binding; helicase activity; ATP binding. The record is from RefSeq and is a predicted model, not a curated record. Gene Ontology annotation, cellular component: intracellular anatomical structure.
UUUUCCAUUUAUUGAGCCACCACCAAUUUCCAGUAUUGAGAAUUCUAUUAUAUUCUUAAAAGAACAAGGAGCUUUGACAGAAAACGAGACGUUGACACCGAUUGGAAAAAUGUUAGCACAAUUACCGGUCGAUGUUGUCAUUGGUAAAAUGCUUAUCAUGGGAACGGUCUUUCAUGUCAUUCACCCUGUGUUGUCAAUUGCUGCUUCACUGAGUGUACAAUCACCGUUUACCAAUAAAUCGUAUCACGAUCACGAAGUCUCUACUGCAAGGCGCCCUCUAGAGUCUGACCAUGGAGAUCCAUUCACGUUAUUAAAUGCCUUUGAUGAAUGGAUACAAGUGAAAGCUGGUGGGAGAAACUCGUCUCGUAAGUGGUGUAAACGCCGAGGACUGGAAGAACAAAGAUUUUAUGAGAUGUCAAAACUCAGACAACAGUUCAAAGAUUUACUAAAGGAUCAUGGUCUGUUUGGUACUGACGUUGAAGACCAUCAUUACAGCAGUGUUGAGAGGCACCACAGAACCCGACAAAAACAAGAACUAAAGAAAUUAAAGCGAGAACACAGACAAGCUACCAGGAAACGCAAAAUACUCAAACUGGAUCUUGAGGAUAUUGAAAUAAGUGAAGCUAGUGACAGCGAAGACGUAGAUAUUGCUGAUAUUGAUUUCAAGAUGACACAUGAUAUCGACCAAAUGCAGGAAAUGUCUAAUGCAAGUCGUAGUUUUACACUACGUGACAUCAACUUACUCAAAGUCAUACUUUGUAGUGGAUUCUAUCCACAGUUUGCGAUUGCUGAUGAUUACAACUCCUAUCGCAAAGAUUCAGACCAAGUUUUUCACACCAAGGCAAAGCCAUUUGUCCUCCUCCAUCCAACAGGAGUGUUUGCCAACAACCCGGAAAUCCUGGAAUGCAAGAUUGAAAACAAAAAUGAGAUGGAUGAAACAAGGAAGAAUUACAGUAAUCGUCACGAGUUGUUAGCAUUUGUAACUUUGUUAGAAACAAAUAAGCCUUACUUAGUGAAUACAAUGAGAAUUCCAGCUUUACAAACAAUGAUGCUUUUUUCACACAGUCUAGAUACAAAUCAAGACUGUACUCGGUAA